AUGAAGCAAAUUUUUGGUUGUGAACCUUGGAUUCGAUCUUACAGCACUUUACUGAACGCUUUUGCUGAGUCGAAUCGUUGGGAACAAGCCGAGUCUCUUUUUAAGCACUUUGAAACAGUGGGCAAAAAAAGUCAAAUUUGCAAACUUAAUAUUUUGAUUAAGGUUGCUUGUAAAAGGAAGCAUUUUGAUCACACGAAGCGGUUAUUGGAUUGGAUUUGUAAAACAGGUUUUCAUCCAAAUGUGCAAAGCUAUUGGACUUUGAUUAAUGGGCUUGUCAAAGGCGGGAACUUGGUCAUUGCUUUGGAAUUGUUCGACGAAAUGUUUAAGAGAAAAGUGACUCCUGAUGUUAUGUGCUAUAAUAUAGUAAUUGAUGGUUUUUUUUUUUUCAGAAAAAGAGAAUUUGUUGAGGCAACUGAGGUCUGGGUGAGGUUGUUGGAAGAUUCUUCUGCUUAUCCAAAUUCAGUUACCUAUAAUAUUAUGAUUAAUGGUUUAUGUAAAUGUGGCAAGUUUGAUAAGUGUUUGAGGUUCCCAUUUAUGGAUUCUGGCUUUAAUCUGAGUGAGAGUCAUACACUUCUACGUGGCAGUUCAAAAUAUUGGGCAACUCUUCCUUACCCAAGAAUCCAGGGGAGCAAUCUUUGA
This is a messenger RNA of Durio zibethinus, 639 nucleotides long. The record is from RefSeq and is a predicted model, not a curated record. Lineage: Eukaryota; Viridiplantae; Streptophyta; Magnoliopsida; Malvales; Malvaceae.